This is a messenger RNA of Psilocybe cubensis, 264 nucleotides long. RefSeq lists its product as uncharacterized. The record is from RefSeq and is a predicted model, not a curated record. The transcript has 2 exons. Lineage: Eukaryota; Fungi; Basidiomycota; Agaricomycetes; Agaricales; Agrocybaceae. Bases 1 to 264 code for a protein of 87 amino acids.
AUGUCUGGCUUCAGGAACGAUACAUUCGAUGACCGUGACACUGAACAUCUAAAGUAUCAAGGGAGGAGCUGGUUUCUCGCAGGUUUUUGGAACGCAAGCAAUGUUGGAACGACGGGGACACUCUCAUCAACGAACGGCAUUAAUGACACUGUUACUUUUAACCUGCUAUUGCGUUCUACUACUUUGGAAUUCCACGCUGUUGUGGUGGUCAAUAUGGGAUUUGCAUUGACUGCGACCCCAACAAACCAAACUUUAAAGCAAUAA